UUUUUUUUGGUCCUGAAUUUGAAACUCUUGAAAGCGAUGGAAGUAAACGGUGCCGUCUUGGGUUGGAGAUGAACGUUCCAUGACAGACCGUUAAUAUAGUUGAAGGCAUCUCUAUUUAUAGGUAAAAAAAGGUUGACCCACUAAACUUCUUUGAAACCUUAAUUGAAUCAAAACCAACCUCAAUCUCUCCAGCGGCAGCUCUGUUCUCUCUCCCUCUCUUCUAUCUCCUUUACUCGGACGGAAUCCGCCCGACAAAACAACCAGAAACAUGCAGGGAAAAGGGUCAUGAUCUUGGUCCGGGUCAUGAUCUCCGAUCUCGCACAUUCCCAACCUCUCUAGCCCUCUUGUUCUUGGCCAGAUCGGUUGUCUUUGAACUCUUUGAUGGCGAAGCGGUCAUUCAAGUCCUUUGUCGAGCAGGAGCUCGGGAAGUUCCCCCUGUUUGUAAUCAAUGCCGUCCUCGAGUGGAUCCUCAUCGUUAUCUUAUUCAUCGACGGGUUCCUCGCCUUCGUGGCCAAUGAGUUCUCCAAGUUCUUUGAUAUGCGAGUCCCGUGCCUCCUCUGCACGAGGAUAGACCAUGUCCUCGUCCGAAGAAACCCUGACUUCUACUACAACGAGUCUGUGUGCGAGGCCCACAAGAAGGCCGUCUCCUCCCUCGCCUACUGCCAUGUCCACAAGAAGCUCUCUGAUAUCAAGAAGAUGUGUGAGGGCUGCCUCCUCUCCUUCGCUACGGAAAAGGAAUCCGACUGCGAUACUUACAAAUCUCUCGUUGGGAUUCUUCAUAAGGAUCUAGAUUGUUUUGUUCAGGACGACUCCCAUAUUCAUUUGGCGCUGCCCACCUCGAAGAAAGCUGGGGAUUCUUCUUCCGUGCAUUCCGAGAAGGAUGUGGCAAGUGACCAGAGAUGUUCUUGCUGUGGGGAGCCAUUGAAGGCGAAGUUCUCUUCUUCCAACCCAAAGGGAGGGAGUUCACAAAAACCGGGAAAGAGCACGAGCCCGAUUUCACAGGCUCCAGCUCCAUCCCCUCGAGGACCACUCACGACUUUGAAGAAUGGUGAUGGCCCGAAUCUGAUGUUGCCACAUAUUAGAUACACCGAGCUCAAGUUCAUGUCCGACAACGAUGGUGAAAUUCAGGAUGACGAUAGUGCAUUCAAUGGGAUAGUUCCCGAAAAUCAAGGUAAGGAAGACACCAAAGCUGCUUCGGUUCCUCUGCUUACGGAUGCAGAUGAGAUCAAUGAGGCUUUAAAGACCCCGACCUUCUCCCGGGGGAACAAGUUUUUUGGAAUUCCACUGAGCGACUCCGCAAAUACGAGCCCAAAGUGGUCCAACCGGACCCUGAGGAGGUCCCCGCUCGAGAAGAUGGAGUUCGCCUCCCAAGAGUCCAUUGACAUAAAUGCUGCUUCUAACGAUCCGGAGAACUAUUCCAUCGUGAACCACUUGAAGAGGCAAGUUCGACUGGAUCGUAAGUCCCUCAUGGCACUCUACAUGGAGCUCGAUGAAGAGAGGAGCGCAUCGGCGGUUGCGGCUAAUAACGCCAUGGCUAUGAUCACGAGGCUGCAGGCCGAGAAAGCUGCAGUUCAGAUGGAGGCUUUGCAGUACCAGAGGAUGAUGGAGGAGCAGGCGGAGUAUGAUCAGGAAGCUCUUCAGGAGACGAACAAUUUGCUCGCAAAGAGAGAAGAGGAGAUAAAGGCUUUAGAGGCUGAGCUCGAGGCUUACCGGAAGAAGUAUGGCUGCUUGCAGGAGGAAGAUUACGAGCCCUGCAAGGUCAAUGUGGACGAGGAGGAGUAUGAGGAUAUGGAGCCUCCUCAAUCAUAUUCUUUCUUCAAUGGAGGAUCCGAAUGCGACAGCCCACCUAACAGCUCGCACACAGAUCAUUCCAAAAAUCAUCGGGAAGAGGACAUAGAUAACGGAUUCAAGGAUCAUCCCGAUGAGAACCAUUGCAGUGGAGAUGAAGUGACUGGACUUCGGGAGUGACAUGCUUUAAUCUCCGCAGAGGCCUUCAUGGACACAUAACCGGAUGACAAUGAGUUGCCUCUAGAUACUUCAUUCCGAUGGUACUGCCAAUGCUUGAAUCGCCCCUUUCUCAUCUAAAGUUACACAUCUAUUCCUUUGACCCAUUUUCUUGUCCGCCUUCUUCCGUUAGGAUGUAUAUAGACUUUACUCUUUCAUCGCCCUCUGCUCCUUUUGGUGCUCUGGAAAUGCAUACAAGGGUCUGGAACCGCCCAUUCAAGCGAAUAAGAGAAAUCCGAAGGCUCCGUUGUAACUUUGAAUUUGUGAAUUAAAAGACUAAAAGUUUUGUGUUAUUUAUACCAUUGUAUCAGCAAAUACUCAGAAUCAGUUUUUCCA
This is a messenger RNA of Punica granatum (pomegranate), 2340 nucleotides long. NCBI's taxonomy places the organism in Eukaryota, Viridiplantae, Streptophyta, Magnoliopsida, Myrtales, Lythraceae. The record is from RefSeq and is a predicted model, not a curated record.